CAGGUGGACCCCGAGCGCCUGUUCAGCAACAUCCCCGAAAUCGCGCGGCUGCACCGCGGGCUGUGGGGCGGCGUGAUGGCGCCCGUGCUGGAGAAGGCGCGGCGCACGCGGGCGCCGCUGCAGCCCGGAGACUUCCUCAAAGGCUUCAAGGCGUUCGGCUCCUUGUUCAAGCCUUACAUCCGGUACUGCAUGGAGGAGGAGGGCUGCAUGGAGUACAUGCGCGGCCUGCUGCGUGACAACGACCUGUUCCGCGCCUACCUCACGUGGGCGGAGAAGCACCAGCAGUGCCAGAGGCUGAAGCUGAGCGACAUGCUGGCCAAACCUCACCAGCGGCUCACCAAAUACCCGCUGCUGCUCAAGUCAGUGCUGAGGAAGACGGACGAGCCGCGUGCGAAGGAGGCCGUCCUCACCAUGAUCAGCUCGGUGGAGCGCUUCAUCCACCACGUGAACACCUGCAUGCGGCAGCGGCAGGAGCGGCAGCGGCUGGCGGCCGUCCUGAGUCGGAUCGACGCCUAUGAGGUGGUGGAGGGGACCAACGAUGAGGUGGACAAGCUCUUGAGAGAAUUUCUGCACCUGGACCUGACAGUGCCCAUCCCUGGCGCCUCCCCGGAGGAGACACGGCAGCUGCUGCUGGAGGGGAGCCUUCGGAUGAAGGAGGGGAAGGACAGCAAGAUGGAUGUGUACUGCUUCCUCUUCACCGAUUUGCUCUUGGUGACGAAGGCUGUGAAGAAGGCAGAGAGGACCAAGGUCAUCAGGCCACCACUGUUGGUGGACAAGAUCGUGUGCCGGGAGCUUCGGGACCCCGGCUCCUUCCUCCUCAUCUACCUGAACGAGUUCCACAGUGCUGUGGGGGCCUACACAUUCCAGGCCAGUGGCCAGGCCUUGUGCCGUGGCUGGGUGGAGGCCAUUUACAAUGCCCAGAACCAGCUGCAGCAGCUGCGAGCACAGGAGCACCCUGGUGGCCAGCAGCACUUACAGAACCUGGAAGAAGAGGAGGAUGAGCAGGAAGAGGAUGACGAGGAGGAUGAAGAAGGCGAGGAAAGUGGAGCGUCGGUGGCCAGCUCCCCCACCAUCUUGCGCAAGAGCAGCAACAGCCUCAACUCCCAGCAGUG
Dipodomys ordii (Ord's kangaroo rat) is the source of this 1112-nucleotide messenger RNA. Its product is annotated as pleckstrin homology domain-containing family G member 5-like. The annotation marks the transcript as partial. Gene Ontology annotation, biological process: endothelial cell migration; Rho protein signal transduction. Lineage: Eukaryota; Metazoa; Chordata; Mammalia; Rodentia; Heteromyidae. The record is from RefSeq and is a predicted model, not a curated record. The transcript has 8 exons. Gene Ontology annotation, molecular function: guanyl-nucleotide exchange factor activity. Gene Ontology annotation, cellular component: plasma membrane; axon; endocytic vesicle.